Ananas comosus (pineapple) is the source of this 771-nucleotide messenger RNA. RefSeq names its product dof zinc finger protein DOF1.4-like. The record is from RefSeq and is a predicted model, not a curated record. Gene Ontology annotation, biological process: regulation of DNA-templated transcription. The coding region runs from base 1 to 771 and encodes 256 amino acids. The transcript has a single exon. Gene Ontology annotation, molecular function: DNA-binding transcription factor activity; DNA binding. NCBI's taxonomy places the organism in Eukaryota, Viridiplantae, Streptophyta, Magnoliopsida, Poales, Bromeliaceae.
AUGGCGGCGGAGGCGCGAAAGCCGAAGCAGCAGCAGCAGCAGCAGCAGCGACAGGCGCCGCAUCCGCCGCCCCUGCAGUGCCCGCGGUGCGGUUCGACGAACACGAAAUUCUGCUACUACAACAACUACAACACUUCGCAGCCGCGGCACUACUGCCGCGCCUGCGAGCGCUACUGGACCCACGGCGGGGCCCUCCGCAACGUCCCCCCCGGCGGCGGCGGUGGCGGCAAGAAGCGCGCCGCCAAAAGUAGAACCGCCGAUCCGAAUUUCCCGACGCCCAAUUCCAGCAAACUUCCCAAGCUCAACAUCAUCGCUGACGCCGCUGCCGCCGCCGCCGCCGCGAUGGCGCCGCCACCACCAACGCCAAUCUUCCACGGCGGCAUCGAGGGGUUGGCGUUGCGUCCUGCGGCGAUCAAUCCGGGAGAAUUUUUCGGGGGAUUGAGGGGUUUCCAACCCUAUAGUAACAACAACAUGAAUUUUCCGCACGUGCCGCCGCAUGGAGCGGUACUCAACGUCCUCGGCGAUCGUCCUCUGACGCCGUUUCUCCAGGCGACGAUCGCGACGAACCUAUUCGUCCAACCCGGAACUCCGCGUGUUUUUACUACUACUGCUGCUGCUGCUGCACCGACUAUAGCUACUACUACUGGUGGUGAUGGGUCUGGCUUCUGGAAUAGCUUCUUUUUGCCCGGCGUUUCUUCAGCUGCUUCUGCAGAAGCAGCUCCGCUGCUGCCACCGCCUCCGACGACGUCGACGUCGUCGACAAUUCCAUAG